Oppiella nova is the source of this 2450-nucleotide messenger RNA. Lineage: Eukaryota; Metazoa; Arthropoda; Arachnida; Sarcoptiformes; Oppiidae. The record is from the annotation of a GenBank genome assembly.
AUGGAGGCGCUCAUACCCAUUAUCAACAAACUGCAGGACGUGUUCAACACGAUCGGCACCGACGCCAUACUACUGCCCCAGAUCGUGGUGGUGGGCACCCAGUCGUCCGGCAAGUCGUCGGUAUUGGAGUCCAUUGUGGGCAAGGAUUUCCUGCCCCGAGGGGCCGGAACGCUAGAUCUGGAGGAAUGGGCGAAGUUCUUGCACACGAAGAACAAGAUCUACACCUCGUUUGAUGACAUCCGACGGGAGAUCGAGGCCGAGACGGAGCGCAUGGGCGGCAACAACAAAGGCAUUUGCCCGGAACCCAUAAACCUCAAGAUAUUCUCGGACAAGGUGGUCAACCUGACCCUGGUGGACCUGCCGGGCAUCACCAAAGUCCCGGUGGGUGACCAGCCCGAGGACAUCGAGGUUCAGAUUCGUAAUCUGAUCCUGAAGUACAUAUCGAACCCGAACUCUAUUAUACUGGCCGUCACGCCGGCCAACACCGACUUCGCCACCAGUGAGUCGCUAAAACUAUCCAAAGAUGUCGAUCCGGACGGUCGACGCACGUUAGCCGUGAUCACAAAGUUGGAUCUGAUGGACGCGGGCACCGACGCCAUAGACGUACUGUGCGGUCGAGUCAUACCCGUCAAGCUGGGCAUCAUAGGUGUGGUGAACCGCUCGCAACAGGACAUCAUCAAUAAGAAGUGCAUCGACGAGUCGCUCCGGGAUGAGCUGCUGUACCUGCAGCGCAAGUACCCCUCCCUGGCCACCCGGAACGGUAGUCCCUAUUUGGCUAAAACACUCAAUCGGCUACUGAUGCACCACAUCCGCGACUGCCUCCCGGAGCUCAAGACACGGGUGAAUGUAAUGAUCUCGCAGUUCCAGUCGCUGCUGAACUCGUAUGGUGUGGCCGUUGAUGAUCAGGGACAGACACUGUUGCAGAUCAUCACGAAGUUCGCGUCGAGCUAUUGCUCGACCAUCGAGGGAACGGCACGUAAUAUCGAGACUACGGAACUGUGCGGAGGCGCCCGUAUAUGCUAUAUAUUUCACGAGACGUUCGGCCGUACGCUGGACUCCAUACACCCGUUGGGAGGCCUCACCACUCUCGACAUACUGACCGCCAUCAGGAACGCCACGGGUCCCCGACCGGCCCUUUUCGUGCCGGAAGUGUCGUUUGAGUUACUCGUGAAACGCCAGAUCCGGCGCCUGGAGGAGCCCAGCCUCAGGUGCGUGGAGUUAGUGCACGAGGAGAUGCAGAGGAUUAUACAGCACUGCGGUCUGGAAGUGCAGCUAACGGUGCCAUUCAUACUCCCCUCCCCUCCCGUUCACCCCAUACAGCAAGAGAUGCUACGGUUCCCCAAACUGCACGAGCGGAUCAUGGAUGUGGUGACGCAACUGCUGCGGCGGCGCCUACCGCCCACCAACUCGAUGGUCGAGCACCUGGUCUACAUCGAGUUGGCCUACAUUAACACAAAGCACCCGGACUUUCACGACGCGCAGCUCGUGGGUCAGCUCAUCAAGAACUCGGAGGAAAGGGGUCUGAAGGGGACGACGGCCGCUGUGCAGCGGCUCCGUGACCCGUCGCCGGCCGACUCCGAGCACCAGAAGUACCCGCAGAGCAGAGGUCAGCCCUCGCAGCAGCAGAGCGUAGGCGGCGCCGAGGGUAAGGGCGAUGGCGGCGGACAGAGCGCCGGCUUUUUCGCCAAUUUUCGUGGAAAAGACCCGCAAAACAGAGGGAAUAGUACGGCGGCUACCGGUGCCGUCAGUAAUAAUGGUAAUAACGGCGACUCAGCGGACAGUGGCUUAGAUGAGGGCACCGGCGAUAUGGCGGCCAUGGGGUUGACCCCAUCGCGGGUUCAGUCUCCGAUGAAACCCGUGAACCUGUUGCCCGAAGUGCCGACAAACACGACGACCCGGAAGCUGUCGGCCCGCGAGCAGCGCGACUGCGAUGUGAUCGAGCGGCUCAUACGGUCCUACUUCCUGAUCAUCCGGAAGUCCAUACAGGACUCGGUGCCCAAAGCCAUAAUGCAUUUCCUCGUGAACUUCGUGAAGGAUAACCUCCAGUCAGAGCUCGUCACUCACCUCUACAAACACGACCAGUUCGGCGACCUGUUGGCCGAGUCCGAGCACAUUGCCGUCCGGCGCCGGGAGGCCUCCGAGAUGUUGAAGGCUUUACAAAAAGCGAAUCAAAUAAUCGGCGAAAUAAGGGAGACUCACAUCUGGUGAGCCGUUUGGCAUACCGUUCCCCACCCACUCCCACACCCCCUCUCAUUAAAUAGUUAACUCGCGUACGGAUGGAGUCGUACGUCCGGUCACACCAUAUAUAUAAUGACCGCACCGUUAGUUUAUAUUUUAUUAUUUGAUUGUAAUUUCAAUUUUAAUGAUAUUUUUUGCGUUAAACUUAUUGAACGUAUGAAUGAAAUGAAUGCAUAAAUAAAAGUGAAAAUAAAAUGUAGUUUUAAAUUAUA